UCCUCAUCCCCUUUUAACUUAUUUCUUCUUUUGGCUGUAUCAGAUAGUGAACCAUGGAAUCAACCAGACCAUACUAGACGACGCCUUGGAGGUUGCGAAAGGCUUCUUCGAGCUGCCUCCAAAGGAGAAAAAUAAGUUUAUGUCAAACGAUGUGUACGCACCGGUUCGGUACAGUACGAGUCUCAAAGACGGUUUGGACAAAAUCCAGUUCUGGAGGAUCUUUCUAAAGCACUAUGCACAUCCUCUUCAUCGUUGGAUUCAUCUUUGGCCUGAGAAUCCACCCGGAUACAGGGAAAAAAUGGGAAAGUUCUGCGAGGAAGUGAGGAAGCUAUCGAUAGAGAUAAUGGGAGCAAUAACGGAGAGCCUAGGGCUAGGGAGAGACUACCUGUCGUCUCGGAUGGAUGAAAACGGCACGCAAGUCAUGGCCGUUAACUGCUAUCCACCGUGUCCGGGCCCUGAGAAGGCGCUAGGCCUGCCGCCGCAUUCAGACUAUAGUUGCAUCACCAUCCUUCUACAGAACUUGGCCGGUCUUAAGAUCUUCGAUCCAAUGGCUCAUGGUGGCUCUGGCCGCUGGGUUGUUGUCCCACAAGUCACAGGUGUACUUAAGGUCCAUAUUGGCGACCAUGUCGAAGUGCUAAGCAAUGGAUUAUACAAGAGCGUCGUUCAUAAAGUCACUUUAAAUGAAGAGAAGACGAGAAUCUCCCUCGCGAGCUUGCAUAGCUUGGAUAUGAACGAUAAGAUGAGUGUACCGUGCGAAUUGGUUAACGAUGAAAAUCCGGUACGGUACAAAGAGAGCAGCUUUAAAGAUUUUCUUGAUUUUCUAGUCAAGAAUGACAUUUCUCAAGGGGAUAGGUUCAUUGACACUCUCAGAAUUAAGGACUGAUCGAGUCGAACACGUUGUGGUUCAAGGUGUGUACGAGUAAGAUAUAUAGCCCGGUUUGGUUUGGUACACGGUAUGACUUAGUCCAUGUCCUUCUACGUUUAAGUUGUGUGUUCAAAUGGACAUGUAUAGAUAUCAAAUAUAUAUAUACUAGAUGAAGACCGCCCGAU
Camelina sativa (false flax) is the source of this 1050-nucleotide messenger RNA. Its product is annotated as flavanone 3-dioxygenase 3-like. Lineage: Eukaryota; Viridiplantae; Streptophyta; Magnoliopsida; Brassicales; Brassicaceae. The record is from RefSeq and is a predicted model, not a curated record.